CCGUUGAAGCGGACGGCGGCCCCUUGACACGCCGAGCGGAAGGCCGGUCUCCGCCUGGCACUUCUCAGGAGCUAAGUCGUUCCUGGCGGCGCCAUGCGUCCGGAGAGGGCCCUGGUUUGGUACCAGCGGAUGUCUGUGGUCUACGGUUUGGGCGCCUGGACCCUGCUUGGUUCAUUAUUCCUCUGGAGUCAGAAAAAGAACAAGCUGCCAGGUGGUGAAGUUGAGAAUAUGUCAAAAGUUGAACUAUCUGAGGCCCCGAAAGGGUUUUAUGUGGAAACGGUUGUCACCUAUAAAGAAGAUUUUGUUCCCAUUACUUCGAGGAUUGUCAACUAUUUGAAAUCCUGGACUGGUGGCCCUGGACCCAAAUCAUGAUUGACUGCUGAAUUCUGAAAACAAGACUUUAGUUCAGCAUAUAAAGUUGAUGGAUACCUUGACGCCCACUUUUUGUUGGUGAAAAGUGUAUAUAUUUAGUUUAAUUUUGCUGUAAAAUAGAAUCACUAAUAAUAUGCAGUAAAUAUUUCCUUGAGGAAAAGUAAA
Phacochoerus africanus (Common warthog) is the source of this 537-nucleotide messenger RNA. It is a transcript of the gene SMIM26, whose product is annotated as small integral membrane protein 26. Bases 94 to 372 code for a protein of 92 amino acids. Gene Ontology annotation, cellular component: mitochondrion. Lineage: Eukaryota; Metazoa; Chordata; Mammalia; Artiodactyla; Suidae. The record is from RefSeq and is a predicted model, not a curated record. The transcript has 2 exons.